AUGGUCAAUUGUGUAACCAAACGACUUGACAACUCAUCGUCUCUCCAGACUGAGGUUGUCAGCGUUGGCAACAACGCUCUAAUGGACUGGGGAGUUCGAGGCUCAGAAGAUCUUCAACGCGUCUGUCUCCAACUGCACAAAGUGUCUAAAAAGCAUCAAUCUCGGCACAAUAUCACUCUCAAAGUCCCCACGGUCUCCCCGCCCAAUCUGUCCGACCUCCAUCUGAGGUCCAAAAAAGAAAAGUUAUCAAUCACCAUGGCCAACAAACGAGGUCUGUCGAAACUCUGCUUCAUGGUAAACUACUACAACUUUCGGAACAUCAAUUCGUCCGGGGGUGUUCAAGUGGCUUGUGGGAGAGAGAGUCCAAUGUGA
This is a messenger RNA of Yarrowia lipolytica CLIB122, 372 nucleotides long. NCBI's taxonomy places the organism in Eukaryota, Fungi, Ascomycota, Dipodascomycetes, Dipodascales. The record is from RefSeq and is a predicted model, not a curated record.